UCAUUAAGAUUCAAAAUUGCUCUUGUUGGAUUUUUCGGAGGAGCCAACAUCUUCAUACAGAGAAGCAAUCUGAGUAUAGCUAUUGUAUGUAUGGUGAAUCACACUGCAGUUGAUGAACUGAUACUAUCACAAACUGAUCUCUACUGGAACAGUAGCCGUGAUAAUUUGAAUGCUGCUGCUCAUCAGAAUGAGACAUCUGAUGGUGAAUUCGUUUGGACUAAAGAGACUCAAGGCUUGCUACUGGGUGCUGUAUUUUGGGGUUAUGUGAUAUUUCAGAUGAUUGGUGGAUUGAUAGUCGAGAAAGUUGGCUUACGACAUGGUGUUGGCCCAUUUAUCAUCUUGUUAUCGAUCUUAACUUUCUUGUCUCAUCCAGCUGCUUUGUGGAGUCCAUGGGCUUUAUUUGCCGUUAGAUUUCUGCUUGGAGUAACUUGUGCUGUUUGUAUGCCUGGAUUAUUCUUUCUUUUGUCCAACUGGGCACCGCUUGAAGAGAAAAGUCGCUUCACCAGUAUAGUAUUCAAUGGUAAUGUUGUUGGUAAUGCGGUGAUAUUUCCUAUCGCCGGUCUAUUAUGUUCUCAUGGUUUUGCUGGUGGAUGGCCGUCCAUAUUUCACGUUUCUGGAAUUUUCAGCUUUGUUUGCAGUAUAAUGUGGUACAUUUUUGUAUACGACACGCCCGAUGAACAUCCAUUUAUAAGCUGUGCUGAACGAGACUAUAUCAAGUCGUCACUCGAGAUGAAAAAAUCAACAAUUCAAAUGAAAACACCCUGGUGUAGCAUUAUAACAUCGAUUCCAGUAUAUGCGGUGGUCUGUGCCCACAUUUCAACUAGCUGGGGGUUGUAUUUGAUGCUAAGUAAUUUACCUAUGUAUAUGAGAGAAAUUUUGAAAUUCGAUGCGACAUCGAAUGGUUUGUUUACGAUGUUACCUUAUAUUUGUAUGUCAAUGGCAUUAUUAUUAUACGGUCUUGCUUUAGACAAGUUAACCAAACGAUUCGGUCACAGCAUAUCCAGAAGAUCAUCAGCUGCUUUAGAUUUUAUUUUAGGUAUGAUAUUGCCAGCUGUUUUGAUGAUUGGAAUAAGUUAUCUAGAUUGUCAAUACGCCGUAUUAUCUAUAGCUUUCCUGUGUGUUACUAUAGCCUGUUUUUCUCUGUUGUUUAGUGGCGUUUUAGUCAACGUCUUUGAUAUUGCACCGCGAUAUGCAGGCCAGAUAAUGACUUUUAGUAACACCCUGAGUAAUAUUACAGGGAUAAUCACACCAUAUGCAGUAGCAAAAUUCACCCCUAACAAUACGUUAGCAGAGUGGCAGAAAGUGUUUUUCUUAUCAGCAGGAAUUAUUGGACUUGGUGGUAUUCUGUUCAUCAUAUUCGCCAAAACAGAAGUUCAGAAAUGGGCGAUUGAACAGUCUGAAAAUGACUCUAAGAAAAUAGAAGUGACGAAGUAUUGA
Lottia gigantea (owl limpet) is the source of this 1437-nucleotide messenger RNA. RefSeq lists its product as hypothetical. The annotation marks the transcript as partial. The transcript has 8 exons. Gene Ontology annotation, biological process: transmembrane transport; monoatomic anion transport. Lineage: Eukaryota; Metazoa; Mollusca; Gastropoda; Lottiidae. Gene Ontology annotation, molecular function: transmembrane transporter activity. The record is from RefSeq and is a predicted model, not a curated record.